AUGGGAACACCUGGUCUUUCUAUGAAUGGAGAUUUUAUCAUUGGAGGGAUCUUCACUAUUCAUUACUACACAAACUCAGAGCAGAACACAUACACCAGACUGCCACUACAACUACAAUGCUCUGGGAGUAUGGACUUCAGGGAGCUGCGUUUCGCCCGAGCCUUGGCGUUCACUAUUCACGAGAUCAACAACAGAACCGAUCUCCUGCCGGGCGUCAAGUUGGGCUAUCAUAUAUACGACUCGUGCUCUGCAGUGCAGAUGGCAGUUAAAGUUGCAUUUCAGUUUGCGAACGGCCUGGACCCCGUUUUCAAUGACAGUAAUUUCUGUCCAAUAUCUGUACCUGCUGCUGUGUCUGCUGUCGUCGGAGAGUCUUCUUCCACUCCGUCAAUUAGCAUGGCGAGAAUCUUCGGUCUUUUUGGAAUUCCACAGGUGAGUCACUACGCAACCUGCGCCUGUCUAAGCGAUAAACGCCAGUUUCCUACUUUCUUUAGGACGAUACCUAGUGACGAACACCAAGCGGCCGCACUGGCGAGAAUGGUGAAGUAUUUCGGCUGGACAUGGAUUGGAGCAGUGCGCAGCGACUCCGACUACGGAAACUACGGAAUGGCAGCGUUCCUAAAGGCAGCGCAGGAGGAGGGGAUCUGUGUGGAAUACUCCGAGGCCUACUACAGGACACAACCGCGCAGUAAACUGGAGAGAGUGGCAAAUGUCAUCCGCAGAUCCACGGCCCGAGUAAUAGUUGCGUUUUUUGCGUCAGGCGACAUGAAGUUUUUGCUGGAGGAACUGGCAAGAAAACCUCUGCCUCCGCUUCAGUGGAUCGGCAGCGAAACGUGGAUCACAGACCCAGGCUUUCUAAUGUUUAACAUGUGCGCUGGUGCAUUAGGUUUUGGAGUCCCUCGUUCAGUUAUCCCAGGUCUUCGCGAUUUUCUUCUAGACCUCUCUCUAGCACAAGUAUCGAAAUCGUCCUUGUUAACGGAAUUUUGGGAGCGCUCCUUCAACUGUAGCCUAAAAGGGAGGACAGGCUUCCGGGAAUGUGAGGGCAGUGAGGACAUCCGCGCGCUACAGAACCCAUACACAGACACGUCUCAGCUGCGCAACACUAACUUGGUGUAUAAAGCUACAUAUGCCAUAGCGCAUGCUAUACACGGAGUUAUCUGUAAUGAUACUCAUUGUGACAAGACAGUUAAAUUAUCACCAUGGCAGGUACACAAUCAGCUCAAAAAAGUGUAUUUCACCACAAAGAAUGGUUAUCAGGUCAACUUUGAUUCCAAUGGUGAUCCUAUAGCUGUCUAUGAACUCAUAAACUGGCAGUUUAAGAAAGAUGGCACAUUAAAUAUGGUGACAGUGGGCUACUAUGAUUCAUCCAAACAGAGAGGACAGGAAUUCAGAAUGAGCAGUGCUGUCAGCUGGGUGGGAGGACAAACAGAGGUGCCAAUGUCUGUGUGCACUGAGAGCUGUCCUCCAGGCACCAGGAAGGCUGUGCAGAAGGGAAGGCCUGUCUGCUGCUAUGACUGUGUACCAUGUGCAGAGGGAGAGAUCAGUAACAAGACAGACUCUUUGGAUUGUCUGCGCUGCCCUCCUGAUCUCUGGCCAAACAACAAACAAGACAGCUGCCUCCCCAAGCCUGUUGAGUUCCUGUCCUGGAACGACACUUUGGGCAUUAUCCUGACACUGUUUUCUGUCUCUGGGGCCUUCAUGGCAGUGUGUAUAGCUGUAGUUUUCUACAAACACAGGGCGUCUCCCAUCGUCCGAGCCAACAACUCAGAGCUGAGCUUCCUACUGCUCUUGUCUCUGGCUCUGUGUUUCCUCUGUUCACUUAGUUUCAUUGGUCGGCCCUCUGAGUGGUCCUGUAUGCUGCGCCACACAGCGUUUGGGAUCACCUUCGUCCUCUGCAUCUCCUGUGUUCUGGGAAAAACUAUAGUGGUGUUAAUGGCCUUCAGGGCUACAAUUCCAGGCAGUAAUGUCAUGAAAUGGUUUGGGCCUCCACAGCAGAGACUCAGUGUUCUUGCUUUCACUCUCAUACAGGUCCUUAUUUGUAUUAUUUGGUUACAAGUAUCUCCUCCUUUCCCUUUCAAAAAUCUAAAGCACUACAAGGAAAAGAUAAUCUUGGAAUGUGACUUAGGUUCUGCUAUAGGUUUCUGGGCUGUACUGGGUUAUAUAGGAUUCCUGGCUCUUUUGUGUUUUAUUUUGGCUUUUCUGGCUCGGAAAUUGCCUGAUAAUUUUAAUGAAGCCAAAUUCAUCACAUUCAGCAUGCUCAUAUUCUGUACAGUUUGGAUCACCUUUAUUCCAGCUUAUGUCAGCUCUCCUGGAAAAUUCACUGUAGCUGUGGAAAUAUUUGCCAUUCUAGCUUCAAGCUUUGGUUUGAUCUUUUGUAUUUUUGCUCCCAAAUGUUUUAUAAUUAUUUUUCGGCCAGAGCAGAAUACUAAGAAACACCUAAUGGGUAAAGUACCUUCUAAAGCUCUUUAA
Messenger RNA from Electrophorus electricus (electric eel), 2466 nucleotides. RefSeq names its product extracellular calcium-sensing receptor-like. Gene Ontology annotation, cellular component: plasma membrane. The record is from RefSeq and is a predicted model, not a curated record. Gene Ontology annotation, biological process: G protein-coupled receptor signaling pathway. Lineage: Eukaryota; Metazoa; Chordata; Actinopteri; Gymnotiformes; Gymnotidae. Gene Ontology annotation, molecular function: G protein-coupled receptor activity.